Molecule: messenger RNA, 1791 nt
Organism: Trifolium pratense (red clover)
Lineage: Eukaryota; Viridiplantae; Streptophyta; Magnoliopsida; Fabales; Fabaceae
Product: probable methyltransferase At1g29790
Exons: 1
Coding region: 218-1492 (424 amino acids)
Molecular function (GO): methyltransferase activity
Source: RefSeq, a predicted model, not a curated record
AGUUUAAUUUCUAAUUAACAGAAUCAGAAACAAGACAUUAUUUACAACACACAAUAGUUAAAGUAACAUGGAAAAUGUUACAAACACAGCCGACACAUGGUUCCAACAGAGUUGGUUUCUUUGAAACCAAGCUUUUCUUACUCACUCACUCAUCCAAAUCUAGUACUACUACUACAACUUCACUUCAAAUCUCACUGAUUCAUUAAUUUUCACAAAAAUGGGUUCAGUUUCUCUGAAAAUUGGAGAUGGAACAGCAAGAUUCAAAAGAGCAUCACUAUGUUCUUCAGCUGUUAACAUUCUCAUGAUUUUCUGUGUUAUCACAACAAAUCUCUUUGCUCUUUAUGCUUUCACAUCUUCCUCAAAAAACCACACCAACAACAAUAACAACAACCUUGUACACAACAAAAACAUCUCUCUUGUCUCAGAACAAGUCUCACUCAUACUCAGAGAGAUCGAUUUGUCACAAAAGAAACUAGCCCAGAUGGAAAAACAGCUUCUUGGUUAUGAAAGAUUUGAUCUUUCAAGACCCAACAUUGCAGAUGAGCUCAAAAUCUUCCUCCAACACCACCAGCUUCCACUUGGCAAAGAUUCAAGAACUGGGAUCACUGAAAUGGUUCCAUCUGUUGGUCAUUCAUGUGAGAAAAAUUCAGACUUGUUGUCUCAAUUCAUGAGUUACAAGGUUUCUGGAACUUGUCCUGAUGAUUGGAGUGUAGCACAGAAACUGAUCUUAAAAGGGUGUGAGCCAUUACCUAGAAGAAGGUGUUUUUCUAAAACUGUUUCAAAAUUAGGUUUUUUUCCUUUUCCUAAUUCUCUUUGGAAGCCUCUUGGUAAUAACACAUUUAAUUGGAAUGGUUUGAAUUGUAAGAGUUUUGAGUGUUUGAAAGGUAAGAAAUUGAGUAGAGAUUGUGUUAAUUGUUUUGAUUUGGUUAGUGGUGGAAAUGAAAAUCAGAAAUUUGUUAAGGCAAAAAGUAAAAAUGAUUUCUUGAUUGAUGAUGUUUUAGCAUUAGGAAAUGGUGGAAUUAGAAUAGGGUUUGAUAUUGGUGGUGGUUCUGGUUCUUUUGCCGCUAGAAUGUUUGAUAGAAAUGUUACUGUGAUUACGAAUACUCUUAAUGUCGAUGCACCAUUUAGCGAAUUCAUUGCUGCAAGAGGACUUUUUCCGCUUUACUUGAGCUUAGAUCAUAGGUUUCCAUUUUAUGACAAUGUGUUUGAUUUGAUUCAUGCUUCAAGUUCAUUGGAUGUUGGAGGAGGGAAGGCAGAAGGGUUGGAGUUUUUAAUGUUUGAUAUCGACCGAGUUUUGCGGGCCGGUGGUUUGCUUUGGCUUGAUAAUUUCUUUUGUGUUAGUGAAGAGAAGAAACAAACUUUAACAAGGUUGAUUGAAAGGUUUGGAUAUAAGAAAUUGAAAUGGGUUGUGGGCGAGAAAGUUGAUAUUGUUGGAUCAGGCAAACCCGAAGUAGUGUUGUCGGCUGUUCUUCAGAAACCGGUUAGGGGUUAAAGGUUAGGAGCUUAGCUUAUACAAGAAAUAUUGCAACAUUUGAGAAGAAUCUUGAUUCUGCUAUAUCUCUUUCGCGCGUAAUUUGUGCGAAUGAAAUUGUUUCCAACAUCGUCAUCAAAUCUUAGAAGUGGAUUAAGUACAAGAAUUGUUUCCUUACCGAUCAUAGACCAACAUUUUGAGGUGACAUAUAUAUCAUGUAUUUUUAAGUUAUGUUCUAUAUCUUGUUCUAGAUUUGUUGUAAUUGAUAAGUUGCUGGAAAAUGGAACAAAAACAAUAAUGAAUUACAUUUUUGAAGUCAA